This is a messenger RNA of Saxophila tyrrhenica, 2565 nucleotides long. It is a transcript of the gene DBP9, whose product is annotated as ATP-dependent DNA/RNA helicase. Gene Ontology annotation, molecular function: ATP binding; RNA helicase activity; nucleic acid binding. The coding region runs from base 1 to 2565 and encodes 854 amino acids. NCBI's taxonomy places the organism in Eukaryota, Fungi, Ascomycota, Dothideomycetes, Mycosphaerellales, Extremaceae. The record is from RefSeq and is a predicted model, not a curated record. The transcript is spliced from 2 exons.
AUGAAGCGCAAAUUGAACGCCGACGACGUUCCCGAGGCCGUCGCCGAUGGCACAACAGACGAUGCAGCACCAGCAACACCCACCUUCGCCAGGUUCGACCUCGAUGCGCGACUCCUCCAAGCCGUGAGUCGAGAGAAAUUCUCCACGCCCACAUUAGUGCAAGCAAAAGCUAUACCAGUAAUAUUGAAUGGCAAAGAUGUACUCGCGCGCUCCAAGACCGGCUCCGGAAAGACUCUCGCCUACCUCCUCCCCAUCCACCAUGGCAUCCUCCAGCGCAAAGCCAUCUCGAAGGCUGUGAAAGCCACAACAGCUCUCAUUCUCGUGCCCACAAAAGAGCUCGCAAAACAGGUCACUACGACUAUCAAGACCCUCACCUCAUUCUGCGCACACGAGAUACGUUGCGAAAACAUCACCCGCAAGGAAGACGCUGCAGUCACCCGCGCUCGCCUUGCCGAACAACCUGACAUUGUCGUCUCUACACCCAGCCGAGCAGGACUGUGGCUCAAGAACGAAGUACUCAAAUUGAACAGCCUAAAGCAGCUUGUCAUUGACGAGGCAGACCUGGUCCUGAGCUACGGCUAUUCCUCCGACCUCAACGAUCUCUCCUCUUCACUUCCGCCAGGACUACAAACAAUCCUCGCCUCUGCCACGCUCAACACUGAAAUCAGCACCUUGACAUCCCUCCUCUCGAAAACCAAGACCGGUCCGUCCUCUGAAACUCUGGCACCUGUCGUGCUCGACCUCAGCUCCGAAGAAGCCGCCGAAGAGUCGAAGCUCUCCCACUACGUCGUCCGCUCCGCCGAAGAGGACAAAUUCCUCCUCAUCUACGCUAUCUUCAAGUUGAAGCUGAUCAAGGGCAAGGUCAUUGUGUUCGUGGCAGACAUUGACCGAUGUUACCGGGUAAAGCUGUUCCUGGAGCAGUUUGGCAUCAGAAGCUGUGUGCUCAACUCGGAGCUGCCGGUCAACUCGCGGGUGCACGUGGUGGAAGAAUUCAAUAGAGGGGUGUAUGAUAUCAUUAUUGCGGCCGACGAGGGCGAGGUUGUUGGGGACGGUGAUGGACGAAGCAAGAAGAGGCGGAAGACUAAGCAGCAGAGGGAGGCUGCUGAUGGUGACAACAAAUCGGAAGACGAUGACAUUCUGGACGACGAGCAGGACAUCGGCAUCAGUAACACUGACGCCACACAAGAAAAGUCGAAAAAACAGCAGAAGAACGCCGAAUACACUCUAUCUCGCGGCAUCGACUUCCGCCACGUCGCCUGCGUCCUCAACUUCGAUCUACCACUGUCCGCCAAGUCGUACCUACACCGCGUUGGUCGAACCGCGAGAGCUGGGCAAACCGGCAUGGCGUUGAGCUUUUAUGUACCAAAAGAGCUGUACAGGAAACACAAGUCAACCACGAUUGAGCAAUGCAAGAACGACGAGCAGGUACUGGGGCAGGUCCGUGAUAUGUUUGAGGGCAAGGCAGAGAACGGAGAAGAGAACACCAAGCAGAUCGGAAGCGCAACGAACAGCCUGCAAGAAUGGAAAUUCGACAUGGCCAAGCUCGACGCCUUUCGGUAUCGCUUCGCCGAUGCCCUCCGCAGCGUCACCCGCAUCGCCGUUCGCGAGGCACGGACUCGAGAGCUCCGCGACGAGCUGAUGAAGUCUGAAAAGUUGAAGCGUCACUUCGAGGAGAACCCAGACGAUCUCCGACAUUUAAGACACGACAACGAGCUCACGCACAGUGUACGACAGCGACCGCAUUUGAGGCAUGUACCGGAAUAUCUUCUGCCGGAGGGCGGAAGGGCAGCGGUGGCGAAGGAUGUGAGAUAUGUGGGGUUGAGGAAGGAUAGUGAGAACAAGAUCCGAAAGGCUAGGGCGAGGAAUGCAGGGAGGGGAAGGAGUAAGCUAGGUGGUGGAAGGGGUGGAAGGGCGGCGGAUCCGCUGAGGAGCUUGAAUGUCAGGGGGAGGGGCAAGAACCCCUACGAACCUGCCGCAGCCAUCCUCCUGCAACACAGGCAAGGCUUGCCUAUCAUUCUUUUACGACGAAACCAUCAACAGCGCGCAAGUCUUUCACACCGCUGUUCUGAUUGCGCCUGGAGCCUUUCCGGACCUUUGUCUAUUUCAGGCAGCCUAAUUGAGUUUGUCAAGCUUCCUCUUACUACCAGCAUUUGCUACAAUCUGCCGCCUUCUCCUGUGUACGUCCUGGUGCUCUGCUGGAAGUUGGAUCAUCACACAGUUUUCAAUCAUAUCUUCUGGGGGUUGAAGCAUCACUUCGACUUUCAGAGUCAGCAUACGAACGAACGAACCGACCGACCGAACGAAUUGACCGAACGCACCGAACCGACGACUGAGCAGCAACGAACGAACCGACCGAACGAACGAACCGAACGAACCGGAAUGGCGAAUCACGACAAUCCGAUGACGGCGAGGAUCAACUCCUCUACGAGGUCCGAUGUCCCUUCACUCAACACUUCCGGACUUGGAAAUAUUCCCUCCACUCGAUUCAAAGAGCAACGGCAUCCAGCACGGUACAGCCUGGCGGUAUCCACCACAAUCACCUCAAAAGUCCGACUCUGUGGAUGA